GUCCUCCGGCUUGGCCUGACCGAGCCGGCGUGGACGUCGCCGCUCAACUUCGGCGUGAGGGACGGCGCCUUCGCCUGUGCUGGAUGCAGUGCGAUCCUCUUCGACUCGUCCGCCAAGUUUGACUCUGGCACGGGCUGGCCCUCGUUCUGGAGGACUGCAGCGGAGAGCGCCGUCGGCUACCGGGAGGAGUACGCCGGCGGCGGCUACUUGGACGGCGGCAGCGUCCGCUCCGCGACCGAGGUGCACUGCGAGGCGUGCGGCGGCCACCUCGGCCACGUCUUUCUCGACGGGCCA
Molecule: messenger RNA, 294 nt
Organism: Emiliania huxleyi CCMP1516
Lineage: Eukaryota; Haptophyta; Isochrysidales; Noelaerhabdaceae
Exons: 1
Biological process (GO): protein repair; response to oxidative stress
Cellular component (GO): cytoplasm
Molecular function (GO): peptide-methionine (R)-S-oxide reductase activity
Source: RefSeq, a predicted model, not a curated record